AUGUCCCAAUGGUGGGACCUUCCCGAAGAAAUCGUCGAGGCGAUAUUGAAGCAUGUGUCAUUUCGAGACUACGUAUCCAUCACACAAACGAGCCGGAAGGUAAAAGAAACAAUAGACAACCGCCGUUUUUAUGAAGUGGUAUUGGCAUCAAACUUCGCUCAGAGAAUAGAUAAUUUUGAAUGGUCCUUUAGUGAAACUGAUAAAAUUCUCUCGAAAGAACAAUUAUGGAAGUUAUGCUGUGAAAUUGAGACUUUUCUUGACUGGGUUCAAGAGUCUAAUGUCGGAGACCUUAUCUCAUCACAAGAUAAAGAAAUAUGUCUCCGGAGAAAGAUCCACAAACUCACUGCAAAAGACGAGUAUAUGAUACCAAUCAUGAUUGUUUAUGAUUCUACAGUUGCAGACUUUAUGGAAUGUGUAAGAGAAGGAAACACAAUGCAACCCCAGUCGCGUGUUUCUUGGGCCCAGCUCUUGAUGCAUCUACAAAAUUUUCGAAAAGCUGUUGCAUAUUUCCAAGAGGCGAAAACAAAUAGCACUACUAUCAUUGAAAGGACAUUUUUCGAAGUCUCUCGAGCAGAUUUCAACUUUCCCCUACUAGUGAGGAAUCGCUCUAAACAAUUGUAUCGCAUGCGCAAGCAAAUCAGCGCACAAUUGCCGAUUUCGAAAGGAACUUUGGGAUUUCCAGAUUGGUCAUCCUUUAUUAAGUUUCUUCAUCACAUAAUUCAACAAAUCAUGCGCUUGCUUCCAAAGCCCAAGAAACAACAUCCCGCAUUGAAUAUACUCCGGGCAUACAAUGGAGAUGGAGUCGGCAGUAAAGAGAUGAUUGCAGCAAUGGUUGCUAAAAUAUUAACAGAAGCUGUCUUUGGGAAAGUGAGAAUUAAAGUAGGUAAUUAUUUCCCAGAUCUUACAGUGAGAGCUUCUGCAGUUGUUGUUUGGGUAGGUUCUAUUGAAGUUAGGUUGGCAAGUCGUCCAAGCGAAAUCCAAAUUAUUGCUCGCAGAGUAAACCCCGUUCUGCUUCGAAAUCCCUUGGCACCAUUAACACCCCGUCGUGUACUAGACCUUAUGGUCUUACCUGACCAGUCUCCUACAGUUUCACUUUUGCAGAACUUUCAUUUUCCUUGGAGUCCCUCGGCCACGCGAUGGAAAUUCUUCAUUCAAGUUUUCAAAGCUGCGAUUUCAAAUGAAUCUAUCUUUUCUACGAUCAAGGAUGCAGAUGAUAUGCUUUCAUACUUCUACUCCUCUAGCCUUUCCGAAAAUGAUAGGAGAACAAUUACUACAGUCACUUCAAUACUUCGAAAUCAUUUAGCAGUUGAAAAUUCUAACAAAGAAGACACUUGCGUUAAAAAUAUAAGUGAGAAAUUUGGGAAUGGCUUACUUGUUAUCAACAGAAACAUGGAAUAUAUUGGUUCUAUAAUUCUGUUUGACCGUGAAAGUGGAUCAUACUGUGUGUGUCCCCACGAUUUUACGCGGAUUUGUUUCGCCCAAGAGGCCAGUAUUUAUCCUGUGGACACAUCUGAUUUGGAACAAACAAAAAAACUUUUAUGCUGGCUUUUCCAGAGUGAAGGGUUUGUUUUCAUCGGAGCCUGCCUAUAUCCUUACAUGCUUCACGAAGACAAGAACAUACGUAUGGUUUCUAGCUCCCACAACUAA
Molecule: messenger RNA, 1647 nt
Organism: Clavispora lusitaniae ATCC 42720
Lineage: Eukaryota; Fungi; Ascomycota; Pichiomycetes; Serinales; Metschnikowiaceae
Product: F-box protein
Molecular function (GO): protein binding
Source: RefSeq, a predicted model, not a curated record